Messenger RNA from Melitaea cinxia (Glanville fritillary), 543 nucleotides. RefSeq lists its product as uncharacterized. The coding region runs from base 1 to 543 and encodes 180 amino acids. The record is from RefSeq and is a predicted model, not a curated record. The transcript is spliced from 4 exons. NCBI's taxonomy places the organism in Eukaryota, Metazoa, Arthropoda, Insecta, Lepidoptera, Nymphalidae.
AUGUAUGAUUUCCUUUCACAGGCAGCUCUGUCUCACAGAAAAGAGUCAGCUGCACCGCUGACGGUAGACAGAGAUGGCACGAUCUUCCAUCACGUUCUCUCCUACCCACUCGCCUUGGUCCUUCGGCUCCGAGUACUACAGAUCGUAUGCGGCAUAUCCACGAUGGUUAUGGGAAGCGUGGCGUUUAUAGAAGAGAGGCAGAAGUUCAACAUGGGACUUGGUAUUCCUGCUGGCAGCCUCAGCGUCCUAGCUGCUGCUGUUUCAAUACACACAUCCCGUGGCUGGGGAGUGACAAGCGGAACGGGUGCGGGGACAGCGGUUGCACUUAUAUGGGUAGCCUCUGGUUGCCUUCUAAUAACAUUGAUAAUACAAUGCUGUCGAACGAUACUGAAUCCACCAGGAUUUGAUCAAGGAGAUGGUCCAGAAGAAGACGCAAAGCCAUCGUCACGAGAUUUGGUAGUAAUCGCCUGUGUGCAAAUAGCACUAGCGGUGGCUACACUUUUAAGCGCAGUUGUUUGCGCGCGAAUCGACUAUAGCGCAUGA